AUGAAAAAAAAAAACAAAAAAUACACAUUUAAAUCGUUUGCAGAAAAUCUUAAUGAUCUUCAUAUAAAUAUUUCAAAUAAAAUUAAUUAUUAUAUUGAAGAUACAGGUUCAUCUCAUUUCAAUAAUUCUCUUGAAAAAUGGAGAGAAUUAAAUUUAUCACCAGAUUUUAUUUCUUUCUUUAACGAAGUUUGCAUUUUUUCAGAAUCACUUCCUCAAAUUUUAUACCAUAAACAAAAAAUAUUUAGCAUAAUAAUGAAAUACAUUUCUAAAAAUAACACGCUUUCUCUUGAACCUCUUUUGUCGUUUCUAGUUUCUUUUUCUCGAGAUUUAAAAGAAGAAUUUAGCCCUUUUAUUAUUGAAACAUUCAAAAUUUUAGAAUCUCUUCUAAACCGUGAAGAUAUAAAUGCCAUUAAGUGGAUAUUUACUAGCAUUGCAUAUUUAUUUAAAUAUUUAUCAAAAAUUAUAAUUGAUAAUUUUAAAGAAAUUUUUGAAAUAUUAUCAAAAUUGCUUGGAAAAGAUACAAAAAAAAAAUAUAUUGUUCGCUAUACAGCUGAAGUUAUAUCAUUUUUAUUUAAACGAAUAGAUGACACACAAAAAAUAAUGCUAAUAAAGUUAUUUAAAGAAGAUUUAAAAAAUAGCUUUUCUAAUUUAUAUCUUCAAGGUAUAUCAUUAGUAAUUUCUGAGUCAUGUAAGAACAUAAAAAAGACAUUAAACUCAAACGCAACAAAAACUAUAACUCAUUUGAUAAAAAUUUGGGAAGAAGAUUGCCAAAAAGAAAUAUUAUAUCUGAUUUUAAAGAAUACUAUUAUUUCACUAAUUAAUCAUACUAAUGAAGUAACAUUUUUUCCUGUAAUAGAAUUAUUAUUAGUUAGUUUGGAAAAAUCAAAAUUUCAUAGUCUGAAAGGCUAUUAUCAUUUAUUAUUAAUUUGUAUAUCAGCACAAAAUGGAAAAAGAGUAAAAGAUUGGAAAAUUGUUGUAAAUUAUAUUUCGUCAAACUUUUUAGUACAAAGUAGAUAUUCGCCAAUUAUGAUUAAAUUACUCACAAAUUUACUAUGUUUAUCAGAUUUAAAUAUAGCUAUAAUAAAUAACAAAAAAAUUAUAGAACAUGUUAUGUUAUCAGAUGUUCAUAUAUGCAAAAUGUUUUUUGAACUGAUGUCUACUACAUCCGCAGAAAGAUUCAAUACUUUUUUGCUAAUAUAUUUUCAUAAUUUUAUAUCUAAAAUUUGGAAAACACAUCAUGACAUUGCUAUUCAUUUAUUAUUAUCAGUCAGUGAUUCUAAAGUGCUUAUAAAUUCAUCUGAAAAUUCUUAUAUUUCAGAAAAGAAAAAAUUCAAAUUUUCAUCUAAUCAUUGUAUAAUUCAAAAUAUAUUAGAAUAUUUUUCAAAAGUAAUCGACGAAACAUCUUUUGGAAUAUCUAUAGAAAAUAAAAUAUCGCUAUGGAAGCGAUUAAAAUUAUUAUCAUGUAUAGAUUUUAAUUCUAAAAUAAUUAACAAGAUUUUAUAUAAACUUAUUAUCAAAUAUUUAGCUUUCGAAUCUGAUUCUAAUAUAGAACCUUUAAUACAGAUUUUAUUAACAGAACUAUCUUCUACUAAAUGUUCUGGUCUUGAAGAUAAUGACAUUAUAAACCUCUUUAAUCAUAUUUCAGAAUCAAGCGGACGUUUUUCUAAAAAUAUAUCGUUUCUUCAAGGAGUUUUUGCUAUUUUCGAAGAAAUAUUAACAAGGCCUCUUGAAUUCAGUGAUACUAAUAUUGAAAUACUUCUCUCUGAUAUUACUUCAAAUUUACUUAUUGCUGGUUCUCAACGAAGAUUUUAUGCAAUAAAAGUUCUAACUUUAUUAUAUAAAUUUAAAAGUGGAAUAGAAUGUAAAGUACUUAAGUCUUGUAAUGUUAUAGUAGAAACAUCGUUUAAUGUUAAUUCAUUAAGAACAAUUUCUAUACAUAUUAGGAAAAUCUCUAUAAAUUUUUUGAAAGCUCAGGCUAUAUCUCAAAAAAUUGCAAUUAUUUUUCUUAUUGGCCUAAUGACAGUUAAUUUUUCUCCAGUACUUAAAGAUUGUUCUUCAGUCCUCGCAACUUUAUAUAAUAAAAACUAUAAUUUUAUCUGGGAAUAUAUAUUUGAUUGGAUAAAACUAGGAAAUAUUAAAAAAGUAGUGCCUAAAUUGAAUAAAAGCUAUGAAAAAAGAAAUGAAAAUGAUUCUAUAUUUCAGUGUUUUAAGACAGAUAUUAAUUUAUCUUUUCAACUAGAACAAAAUGAUGAUGAAAAAAUAUUAUCUGGUUGGAAAGAACUAUGUAAUAAAGAUAAUUUAGAUUUAAGUAAUGGUUCAGCUGAAUAUAGAACACAUGCUCUAAAAAUUCUACUAGAAAUUCCAAGCCUUGCGGAAGAACAUUCAAAAGAUCUAGUUCCCAUUUUUCUUACUAUUUUUUCACAAGAUAGAAAUAUAGAAGACUUUUGUUCAUCUAAUUCUGAAUGGUCAUAUAUUGAUAAACUAAAUCUUAUAACUAUUUUUAGUAAAUUUCAAAACCCGAAAUCUAUAUUUAACUCAGAAAAUGUGUAUAGUACUUUAUUAUUUCUUUUAACUCAAGGUGAUAUUAAAAUUCAAAACCUUGCCCUAAAUUCUAUAUUAUCAUGGAAAUUCCCUGAGGUACUUAAUUAUGAAAAUAAUCUACGGAAUUUAUUAAGCACUCUAAAAUUUCGUAACGAAUUGACAGACUUAAUGCAAGAAACCUGCUUACAUAGUAAUUUUAAAAAUCAAAAAUUAAUUCCAAUUAUUUUGAGAAUACUUUACGGCCGAAUGAUAUCACGAUCUAAUUCAUCUUCUAAAAAACAUUCACUUUCUACCAAACGUGACGUUAUUUUAUCCUUUGUUAGUGUACUACCUUUAGAUUUUUUUAGAAUAUUUCUAAACAUUAUGCUGGAACCAUUUAAUAAAAUAGAUUGUAUUGAUAAAUCUAAUUCCAAUGCGUAUAAAUUAAAAAAUGUAUUGGAACAUGUUAAUCAAAAAAAACAAAUAGGGUUUUGUACUGUUCUCAAAGAAGUUUUAAAACAUGUGGGAUCUAAUAUAAUGCUUUAUUUAUCAGAUAUAUUGAAUGUUCAUUUUUAUUGUUGGAAUAAUUCUGAAUCUAUUAUAAAAUCGUUUUAUGAUAAAAAAGAAAUAAAUAAUAAUGAAAAUAUUACUUUAAAAUAUGCAAAAGCUAUAAGGUAUAAAUGCUAUCAUAAUCUUAACAGAAUGUUUUCUUUUGGAUUUAGUCAUGAAUGGAUGCCAUAUAUGACUCUUCUUUUUGCAGAAUUUAUUAAUCCUAAGGUUAAAUAUUUGCACAUUGAUAGUUUACAAGAACCUUCUGGACUUCUAAAAAUCUUCUCUACUUGGUCAGAAAAUAUAAAUACAUUACAUUUUCUUUAUGAUUAUAACAAAGAAAUAAUUUUAGAAAUCACAAAAUGCUUAUCUUUACCUUCUAUUAAAGAAAAUGUAGUAUUAUUUAUAGUUGAUUUCUAUAAAAAAGUUAUUGUAAAUGCAAAUGAGUUUGAUAAAACCUCUAAAAACAACAAACAUUAUUCAGCCAAAGAAAUUCUUAUUUUAAGGAACAUAUCUACUAUAUUAAACACUUUAUGUAAUUUAAUAAUGGAUGUACAACGUAAAUGGAGUAAAAAUAUUUAUCAUCCUUUAUUUAACUUACUUUUAUUAAUUUCACCAUUAGUAAGUGAACCCUCACAAAUUGAAAUUCUUUUAGAGACUAAUAUAUUUACAAUUUCAAAACUUUCAAAAUUUAUUCCAGAAGAUAUAAAAAAUUAUAUUCUUGAAAUAAUUCAAAAUUUAUUACCUUUAAGUCAUAAAAUACACACUGAUCACAGUUUUUUUUGUAAUAUUUUUAAAACUCUUACACCAUUAUUUGGAGUACUAGAAAACAAAAAUUCAAGAACUAUUUUGUCUAAUUUAAUGAAUAUAUUUUCAAAAAUUAAUCCACAAUUAGAAGACGUCUCAAACCUUAUAAUAGAUUUAAACUCAUUUUCAUCUAAAUUGGAUCAACCAGAUUUUGAUAGAGUAUUAUCAGCAUUUACUAUUAUAAACAGUUCUAAAUGGGAAGAAUUUGAUAUAACUAGUUGGACUCCACUUAUUUACAAUAUGAUCUAUUUUAUCCAAAAUCAAGAAGAAUUUUCUAUAAGAGUAAAUGCAUCAUAUACAAUGAAAAGAUUUAUUGAAAGAUUUAAUGAUAUUUCUAUUACUGAAAGAGAAUCUUAUUUAAAACUUCUUUCUUCAAUUUUAAAAGCUUUGAAAAAAGAAAUGAAAUCAAAUAGAGAUCUAGUACGACAUGAAUACUUAGGUAUUUUAGCACAUAUUGCCAAAUUUUGUAGUUCUUGGGAUCCAGUCAUUGAUCUUCAAGUUUUAUUAAUCGACGAUGAAGAAGCUAAUUUUUUUAACAAUAUUCUUCAUAUUCAACAACAUCGCCGUAUUCGUGCUCUAAGACGACUUUGCAUUGCAUCCUCUCAAGGAAAAAUAAAUAAAAAUAAUAUCUCAGAAAUAUUUUUGCCUUUAGUAGAAAGUUUAUGUUUUUGUUCAUCAAAACAAUAUCAUAAUCUUGUACCGGAAGCAAUUAAAAGUAUUGGAAUUCUUUGUACCAAUAUUCAUUGGAAUCAAUAUUACAAUUUAUUUAAGCGAUAUAUUAUAAAAUUAAAAAGCACUCAAGAUACUUCAAAAAUAAUGAUACGUAUAAUUGACUCAGCAGCAGAUGCUUUAUUUCAUACUUAUAAAUUUUCACUGAUAGAUUCAGAAGAUAUUAAAAUAAAUAAUUCAAUUAAAACUUCACUAGAAAAAGAUUUAAAAGUUGAAUUAGAUAGCAGCAAUUUGUCUUUUUACCUAAAGACUUCAAUAACGAAUGAUAUACAGGUAAAGGAUAUUAUUUAUUCUGAAUUUAUCCCCCCUUUAAUUCAAAUUCUUCAUAAAAUGGAUACAUCUACUAUAAUAUCAAGAAUUCCUAUAGCAUUAACUAUUACAAAACUUCUAAGAUGCCUAAAUCAUGAGAGUUUAAUGCCACAUUUAUCUCUAGUUCUUUCAGAAAUUUGCAAAAUUUUGCAAAAUCGAUCACAAAGUCAUAGAGAUAUAGCUCGGGAAGUUUUAUCAAAUAUUAUAGCCUUACUUGGCCCUCAAUAUUUGUUGUAUAUUCUUGUACAGCUAAAAAGCACACUUAAACGUGGUUAUCAGCUUCAUGUUCUUGGAUUUACAGUGCAUACAUUAUUAUAUCGUUUACAAAAAAAUGCUGUUAUUGGUUCUAUAAAUAAUUGUAUAGAUAUUAUUGUAGAAAUCUUAAUAAAUGAUAUUUUUGGCAAAGUCGGGAUAGAAAAGGAUUCAGAAGAAUAUAUAACAUCAAUGAAAGAAAUAAAAACCAAUAAAAGUUAUGAUUCUUUUGAAAUUUUGUCAAGCAUCAUAGAUCUGGAACAUUUCUGUUUACUCUUAAAACCUAUUUUUAAGCUACUUCAUGAAGAAUUAACAUUAGAGAUCUUAAAAAAUAUAGAUAUAGUAUUUAGAAGAGUAAGUCUUGGAAUAUUUAAAAACUCAUUAUGUUAUACUCGUAAUGGUUUACGUUUAUGUUAUAAUUUAUUUCAGGAAGGAAUAAAAAAUUUUAAAACAAAAAAUGAUAAGAAAGUAGAUACAAAAAAAACUUUUAUUGUAGAACUUUCUUCAUAUAAAAAAGAAAAAAAAAAUAAUUUUUCAAAUAAUGCAUGCAAAAUUAUUAAAUUUUCAUUAGAUCUUUUAAAAGGGAUUUUAUUAAAAGAUAAAACUUUAAUUUCACCUGAGAAUUUAAUACCUUUUAUUCCAAUUAUUGGUGAUUCGGUUUUAUCAGGAAACGAGGAAAUACAUAUUUCAGCAUUAAAUGUAUUUUCUAUCUUUUUAAAACUUAACAUUGAACAUGUUAAUUCAUCACUAAAUGUUUUUGUUAAUCAAGCAUUUUCUUUCAUAAAACUAUCAACUUCUACUAAUACUGAAUUGUGUCAAACAAGUUUAAAAUUCCUUAUAUCAGUUUUGAAAAGUCAUCGGAAUGUUGAAAUUAAAAAAGAAUGGCUUGUGUAUAUUAUUGCAAAAAUAAAGCUUGAUAUAGAAGAACCAGAUAGACAAAACAUCGUAUUUUCUAUGAUUAAAGCAAUAAUGUCUCGGAAAUUGAUUUUUACAGAAUUAUAUGAUUUGGUUGAUUCUAUUGCAGCUAUAAUGAUAACAAAUCAAUCAAAAGUGACUAGAGAUAUGGCUAGAAGAAUUUAUUAUCAAUUUUUGCUUGAUUACCCUCAGGGGAAAAAUAGAUUAAAGAAACAAAUGGAUUUUCUCAUUAAAAAUUUAGAAUAUGAACAUGCAUCUGGUCGCCAAUCUGUUAUUGAAACUUUGAAUUUAAUUGUAACUGAUUUUGAUGAUUCUGUAAUAAAAGAUUUUCUAGAACCCUUUUUCAUUGCAUUAAUGAUGGUAAUUGUAAAUGACAGGGAUAUACAGUCUUGGAAUAUGUCUAGUAUUCUUUUGCAAAAAAUUUUCAAACGUUCUGAUAGUUCUGUUUUAAAAUUUAUCACAGAAUCCUUUAAAACAUGGUUGAAUCAAGUAGAAGAAAGUUGUUUAAGAAUAGCAGCUAUUCAAGGCUAUGGUUUUUUAUUUCAGGUAUUUGGGAAAACAAAACAUGAAGAGAUUCACUAUUUUCUUGAAAAAACUCGGAAAAUUUUGGACGAAAAUAUUAACUCUUAUAAUUCAGAGAAUUGCGAGCUUAUUUAUCAAAUUAUGCAUACGAUGCUUAAAUUAACAAGUUUAGUACCAGAAAUAAUUAUGUCUGCUGAGCAAUCAACACUUUGGAAUUUUUUUAUUAAUUUAUUAGCAUGUGAAAAUAGUAAAAUUUGUUUCAUUGCAGCAGAAAUCAUAGGGAAAUCGUUUUCCUUUUGCAAAGUAAUUCCAAAAAAAUUGCCUUUAAUAUCACCAUAUGGAUUAUUAUAUACUCAAAAUAAUUUAAGUACAAUUUCAAAUACUAUUUUACAUAAAUUUUAUAAACCUGAUUUAAAUAAAGAAUUAAGUCUUCAGUUUUCAAAAAACUUAUUUUUUAUUGCUAAAUGUUAUUAUUUGACUAACUCUGAAAUAUCUGAAUAUGAAAAUUUAUAUAUGUACCCAAAAGUGGAAAAACUUGUAAAAUUCAAAGAAACAAAUAUGGAAUAUCCAACUUGUCUUGAAUGGUUAAUAUUUAGACUUUGCAUAAUUUUAAAAAACGAAAAAAAUAUAAAUCAUGAGUCAAUUAUAAUUUCUAAGUAUCAAAUAAUGAAAUUAAUAAGAGCUCUUGUUAAUUUUCUUCCUGCAAAAAUUUUAGAGAAAUUUGCAAACUUAAUUAUCAUUCCUUUAUACAAAUAUACAGACAAUAAAGUUGCAAUGACUGAUACUCAGAAAAGCUUGAAAUGCAUUACAGAAGAAAUAUUAAAAGAAUUACAUUCCAAAAUAGGAACAACUUUAUAUAUUCAAAUAUUCAACAAUAUAAGACAAAAUUCGUUUAAAAUAAGGGAAAAACGAAAAUUAAAAAGGUCUAUACUUGCAAUAUCAGAUCCCAGAGAAUUAGCAAGAAAAAAAAUCAAAUUAAACAUUAAGAAAAUAAAACUAAGGAAAAAAAAGAGAAACUAUAUACCAUUUAAUCCUAUAAACGCUUUAAAAGAAUAA
This is a messenger RNA of Pneumocystis jirovecii RU7, 7659 nucleotides long. RefSeq lists its product as uncharacterized. Gene Ontology annotation, cellular component: nucleolus; small-subunit processome; 90S preribosome. Bases 1 to 7659 code for a protein of 2552 amino acids. NCBI's taxonomy places the organism in Eukaryota, Fungi, Ascomycota, Pneumocystomycetes, Pneumocystales, Pneumocystaceae. The transcript is spliced from 16 exons. The record is from RefSeq and is a predicted model, not a curated record.